This is a messenger RNA of Drosophila bipectinata, 763 nucleotides long. RefSeq names its product nuclear protein 1. Gene Ontology annotation, biological process: negative regulation of cell population proliferation; negative regulation of cell cycle; regulation of transcription by RNA polymerase II. NCBI's taxonomy places the organism in Eukaryota, Metazoa, Arthropoda, Insecta, Diptera, Drosophilidae. Gene Ontology annotation, cellular component: nucleus. The record is from RefSeq and is a predicted model, not a curated record.
AAAAAAACUUAAUUUUUCUUUCGCCUCUCAGCGGAAAGUAGAAAAAAUCGUCCAUCAGCGAAAAACAUAAAAAGUCUGCAACUUUGCAGGAAAAUAACCAGGAAAACUAUUUAAUUGCAAUUUGAAAACCAAAACUAAAGAAAAAAGCAUCAUGUCCGAGGCCCAUUUCGAUGAGUACGAGCACUACAACUUCGACCAUGACAAGCACAUCUUCUCCGGUCACAGCGGCAAGCAGAGGAGCAAGAAGGAGGCCAAUGAGCACACCAACCACUUUGACCCCUCUGGUCAUUCCCGCAAGAUCCUAACCAAGCUUAUGAACACCAACAACAACAACAAGAAGGCAGCCUGCAAGAACUGAUGCAGGUCAUCAGUGGAGGAGCGGCAGCGAGAAGGCAAGAAGUAACCGAACCGAGGGAGUGCGAAAAAGAAAUCUUCGAAUUUAAGCUACAAAAGGAAUCGAGAAAAGGUUGAAAUCAAAAAAAAAAGAAGAAAGAAGGAAAGAGAGCCACCUGGGAAUACAAUAUUGCAUUAGUAUUUGCAUUGUAUUUUCAUGCGGCGCAAAAGCUUGUGAACUUUAUAAUAAUUUUAUUUUCUUUAUAAUUUCACAAACAAAAAAAAAACUAAAAUCUUACUCUUAGCUUCUAACAAAAAUUCCUAAACUAAUUCAGACUUACACGUUUUAGUUGCUAAGCUUUAGUGAGUUUCAAAUUAUGAAGUUUGAUUUAGAUAUUACUUAUAAAAUAAAGAGAAAACCAAAACUGAA